Larimichthys crocea (large yellow croaker) is the source of this 994-nucleotide messenger RNA. RefSeq names its product chymotrypsin B. Bases 90 to 884 code for a protein of 264 amino acids. Gene Ontology annotation, biological process: proteolysis. Gene Ontology annotation, molecular function: serine-type endopeptidase activity. The record is from RefSeq and is a predicted model, not a curated record. The transcript is spliced from 7 exons. NCBI's taxonomy places the organism in Eukaryota, Metazoa, Chordata, Actinopteri, Sciaenidae.
AAACAAAGAUGUGCUCUGAUUGGCUGAGGUUCAGCAGGGUUUGGGGAUAAAACAGCAGCUCGUACCUUCAGCACAUCAUCGUCAUCACCAUGGCCUUCCUCUGGAUCGUUUCCUGCCUCGCCUUCGUCAGCGCCGCCUACGGCUGCGGCACCCCUGCCAUUCCUCCCCAGGUGAGCGGCUACGCCCGCAUCGUCAACGGCGAGGAGGCAGUGCCUCACUCUUGGCCCUGGCAGGUGUCUCUGCAGCAAUCCAACGGCUUCCACUUCUGUGGAGGAUCUCUGAUCAACGAGAACUGGGUGGUGACCGCCGCUCACUGCAACGUCAGGACCUACCACCGUGUGAUCGCUGGAGAGCACAAUAAGGGCUACGGCUCCAAUGAGGACGUCCAGGUUCUGAAGCCUGCCAGGGUGUUCACCCACCCUAACUGGAACCCUCGCACCAUCAACAACGACAUCGCCCUCAUCAAGCUGUCCACUCCCGCUCGCCUGGGUACCAACGUGUCUCCUGUCUGCCUCGCCGAGUCCUCCGAUGUCUUUGCCGCCGGCAUGACCUGCGUCACCUCUGGCUGGGGUCUGACCCGCUACAACGCUCCCAGUACUCCCAACAACCUCCAGCAGGCCGCCCUGCCCCUGCUGUCCAAUGAGCAGUGCAAGAAACACUGGGGCAGCAACAUCUCCGGGGUCAUGAUCUGCGCUGGUGGAGCUGGAGCCACUUCCUGCAUGGGUGACUCUGGCGGUCCUCUGGUCUGUGAGAAGGACAACGCCUGGACUCUGGUUGGUAUUGUCUCCUGGGGAAGCAGCCGUUGCUCCACCUCCACUCCUGCCGUCUAUGCCCGUGUCACCGAGCUCCGUGGCUGGGUUGACCAGAUCCUCGCCGCCAACUAAGCGCUAAGAGGCUACGAUGUCACCACCGAGGGCAACCCACAACCCCCACCCCUAACCCUGCCCCCCUCAGAGUGUGUGGACAAUAGAUGACAAUAAAAACAAUGAACAUC